GAGAUUUCGAGAUUACUAUUUUCAGAACAAGGUAUCUAUCUCGGUUUUAUUUCAAGCGUCAAUGAUCUCUCGGUGAAAAAGUGAUAUUUUAUAUAUUUUCAGUGUAAUCGGAUUGGUCUGUUUGGUGCUGUUGUCACGAGGAAUGUGUGAAAUAUACUCUACGUUGAAGCAAAAUCUUUGUUGAACAUGAAAAUGAAGGAGGGAGUUGAAAUUCAGCAGAUGAUGGCGGUGGAGAGCUGUUUGUGCACCUUUCAGUGCAUGCGACUGAGGAUCGUCUAAGCAUAAGGAUAGCAACAGAAUCGUGCAUGUGUUCUUUCAGGCACUCUAAACAAUAUCGUAAUUCGUAAAACCUGAAAAAUCUUUGUAUGCAGUUGGCUACAAGUUGUGUCGUCGAAUUUUGUAGUGUGCAUUGUCAUUAAACCGGCGGACGAUAAAGCUCAACUUCAUCUUUUAUAUGGAAUUUGGCAUGCGACUUAUGAAGCUUUUCUUAAUGUACUGUUCAUUGAAUGUUACACCAGGCGCAAAUAAGGGUUGACCUGGAAUAAUAAAACGACGCAUGCGUAGAAAAGUAAAGUGUUGUGCGUAAAGAAUCUUAUCGGAAAGAACUGUUUGCAUCAUAGUUAGUUACUUUUCACAGCUGAACUGAAAAACGAUCCAAUUUAAAUUAUGGAACAAUUCACUCGUCGCGUACUGUAAAUAUCUGCUUCCCAAGACAAGUUGUGAAAGGUUAUAGGAAGUGCACGAUAAGACAACAUGUCUUCGGGUACGUUUGUGGAUAGAAUAGAUCCGUUUGCGAAGCGUUCCUUAAAGAAGAAGACUAAAAAAUCGCAGGGCUCAUCGAGAUAUCGGAAUUCGGCAGAUUUAGAACUACAGCCCCUCCCUCUUCUAAAAGAUGUCCCUUCAUCAGAACAAGAGGAACUCUUUAUUCGCAAAUUACGCCAGUGUUGUGUGGCAUUUGACUUUAUGGAUCCUGUGGCCGACCUGAAAGGAAAAGAGAUAAAGCGAGCAACCCUCAAUGAACUUGUUGACUAUAUCACUGCAGGUCGGGGUGUCCUCACAGAACCAGUAUACCCAGAGAUUAUAAAGAUGAUCUCUGCCAAUCUCUUCAGGACACUUCCGCCAAGUGAAAACCCUGAUUUCGAUCCAGAAGAAGAUGAUCCCACGCUGGAAGCAUCGUGGCCACAUUUACAGCUGGUAUACGAGUUUUUCCUGAGGUUUUUGGAGUCGUCCGAUUUUCAGCCAACUAUUGGAAAAAAGGUCAUAGACCAAAAAUUUGUACUUCAGCUGCUGGAUUUGUUCGACAGUGAAGAUCCUCGAGAACGAGAUUUCCUUAAGACUGUGCUUCAUCGUAUAUAUGGCAAAUUUCUUGGGCUCCGUGCAUUUAUUCGUAAACAAAUAAAUAACAUCUUCCUAAGGUUUGUCUAUGAAACUGAACACUUCAAUGGAGUUGGUGAGCUACUUGAAAUUCUAGGAAGUAUCAUCAAUGGAUUUGCACUGCCACUGAAGAAUGAGCACAAGCAGUUCCUUGUUAAAGUGCUACUACCACUUCAUAAAGUAAAAUGUCUCUCUCUCUACCACGCGCAGUUGGCUUAUUGUGUUGUGCAAUUCCUGGAAAAAGAUGCUACCCUUACAGAACCUGUGGUGAAGGGGUUACUGAAGUUCUGGCCUAAAACCUGCAGUCAGAAAGAGGUAAUGUUUCUUGGAGAAAUUGAAGAAAUUUUAGAUGUUAUUGAACCAACACAAUUUGCGAAAAUACAGGAGCCACUUUUUAGACAAAUUGCAAGAUGUGUUUCCAGCCCUCAUUUUCAGGUUGCUGAGCGUGCUUUGUACUUCUGGAACAAUGAAUACAUCAUGAGUUUAAUAGAAGAACACAACAAUGUGAUAAUGCCAAUAAUGUUUCCAGCUCUGUACCGAAUAAGUAAGGAACACUGGAAUCAGACUAUUGUGGCCCUUGUGUACAAUGUGCUCAAAACAUUCAUGGAGAUGAAUAGCAAGUUGUUUGAUGAGCUCACAGCUUCAUAUAAAGCUGACAGGCAGAAUGCACCAGACCAAACUUUGGCCAAUAACAAAUGAUUAAUGACGAGAUUGAGGUUUGCAGCGUAUCGAAGGGAAAAGAAGAGAGAAAAAGAAAGAGAUGAGCUGUGGAAAAGGCUUGCAGAACUGGAGGUGAAUAAUAAAGUAAAAAAGAAAUAACCCUAACAUGAUUAAGUGAUGUACUAUAAAGAAGAAUCAUAGAACUUUAUUUGCUGUUAUAUUUGUUGUGUGAUGAACGUGUGUGGUGGCCAGACUAAAAGCUCUCGGUGAUUGUCAGUGUUAGUCUGGUAGAGCAAAUGAGAAAAGCAGCAGCCAGAUUGGUGCUAAGCUAAAUUUGUAAGAAUGUGAUUACUUCAGCUUCUAACUUGUCUUGAGAGUUGGGAACAUGAUGUCAGAAGCUAGAAGCAGCAAGACUGGGCGGGCGGGAUUAUUGUUCACCUCUGUGUGUACCUCCAAACCCAGAUAAUUCUUAGCGGAUAAACUGAAUAUUGAUGUGCAUCCACCAAGUGCUACUGUUCUGCACAAAUUGUUGGCAUUUCCACUGACUGAAAUCUUAAUAAAUAUUAAAUAUAUUUGAUGAGAUAUUGUAUAGCAUGUAUACACUUAAAAAUGCCUCAGAAAAUAAAUCUGCAACAAAAUUAAUGUGUAAAUCAAAAGUUUUAUUUAAGUGUGCUUGUAGGCAAUUUGUUUACUUUUCAGAUGAUUGUAAAUUCAUCAGUGCUUCUCCUUUCUGUUUAAAGUUCUGUUUUCUGAUUUUUUCCCCCUAAAAUCCAAAUAGUCAAAGUUUCACUGUUUAUUUUUGUGAUGUUGGAGUAGAUAUUUAUGGUAAUACAGCAUUAAAGAAAACAGUUUUUGCCUAUAUGACCUGUCAGUCUUUUAUAAAAGAUAUCGACUGAGCCUUCGGAUGUGUGGAGCAGGCUUUGGGUGCCCCUUUUUUUAUUUCUGAAAUGAAUUCUUUCACAUUUUUCCAUUCCCUCCCCCUAAAAAAUAACUUUGUGUGAAACAUUACCUGCCAACAUCUUUGAAAUUGUAAUAUUUGUAAAUGAUCAGAAUUUUGUAAGUGCUAAUUGUUUUUGGAAAAGAGAGUGGAUGACUGCACAUUAUUUAUUUAUUUAUUUAUUUUGAAGAGCUGAAUUUGUAAGGUAAUAUUGGACAAUUUUUUCCAGUCUGCUGCUGAGUGACUGUAAUGUCAUAGUAUUAGCAAUCACAUUGUUGUUCAAAUAUUAAAAAAGUAUAUAUGUAUAUUCCACGAAAGAACUGUAUUCAUCAGUCACCUAGUUGUUGGACACUUAUUAGUUUAAUAAAGAAAUGCUUAAUGUUUUACUGGAAUUGUUCUGUCAUUCUGUAAUAUUAUCAAUUCCAGAAUUGUGUAUGAGGCUUGAACAGAUGCUAGCAUUAUGUGGAUUCUCAUAAUUGUUUUAUAGUGGUCGCAAAAUGAAAUUUAAGCUGUUUUUAGAGUUCACAGGAUAAUUUUAGAUUGUUUUCUUGUAAUAUAAUGAUUUAUUAUUCUUGUUUUCUUUUUCUUUUGUAAAAAUUUCACUUUAUCAUUGUUCAGUAUACCUGUAGCAGGUAAUGUUUAUUCUGUUGAGCAGGAUAAAACAUUUCGAGGCAGGACCUCUUUGAUGUUAGUUAUGCUUAAAAUAGCAUUCCAAUCGAAUAAUGGAAUUCACAAACCCGUCACGCCCUGCUCUUUGUAGCAAUGAAUAAAUGGUAUUUGUGCAGGUACCUUGAAAGUGAUUAAGAAAAUUUGGGAUCAUUUAUAUGCCUUUGAUUUCAUGAGGGAUAACAUUUGUUAAUCUAAACAGAUAUGUGUCGGUAUUUAUUAUGCAAAGACUGAUGAAAGGGUUACAGUAAGCAGUAAUGAAAGUUGUGGAGCUCCUGUCAGUCAGGCUUCUUAUUGUGCCAGAGCCCACGAAUGUUACUAAAAUGGGCAAAUUUAUCAGAAUUUAAUCACUAGUCUUAGAAAUAACAAAUUAUAACAGAUGCUACUGAUACUGCCAUUUGCAAAAGCAAAGCUAUCAGUCUCACACUGUAAAAGGGUGCACACAGUAGUCAUGUUUAGGCAGCAGCCCCAUACAUUAUACAUGUGUAGGUGUGGGUUUAACAAUUUCACUUGAUUAUUGUAAUACAUAAGUAUCAUGAUUCUUCUCAAGUGCAUUGCUUUUUGUUCAGCUUCUAGUGUCCAAACAUGGUUUUAUUCCAAAUUAGAAAAAAUACAAAUUUCAUGUGCUUUUUCUUGACCAUAUCUUUGAUACUUGAACACUAUUUUGUGGGAAACAUCAUGUGAUUGAUCAUGCAUUCAGUUUUCACAUGCCAUGGUAUAGGACAAAUACUUUUCAAUUAUGAACUGAGAGCAGUUGUCAAAAAAAAAAGUAAAUUCUGCAAUUACUAAAUCAGAUUGUGUCUUCUAACUCUUCAGGAAUGAUUUGCACGUGUUGAGUAGCCAAAGAUGAUAAAACAAAACAAAAAAAUUGGUUAUGUGAAAGAUUUCCAUGAAUUAAAACAGCUGCUAACUUGAUACUUACAUUUUCAGUUAAUAAAAACCAAUUCUUAUUUGUGAGCAGUGUCAAUAUGUAAACAGUUUGAUAGUGCAUAAUAUUUGUACCUAUCAGUCUACCUUAAUUUCCAUUGUAUAGGUGAUAGAGUUAAAUAUCAUACAUAAUCAUAAUUUUGCUGUGGAAUUAUUUAAAAACAUGGCGGCAUAGGCACCUACCCAAGGCCCCCCCCCCUCCCCCUGGUUACGCCUUAAUAUUCACUACCGCCCCCCCCACACACAUGACCCCAAUGUAAGACUCAAAGCAUGUUCUGUUGUUUGAAACAACAGAAUAUCUUCCAUUUGGCUCCUGUUUCUCUUCUUAUUUUCACCACUAGACAGGUUGAGUUAGAAGUGCUCUUUUCUUUUUUUCUCCCUCUUUUUAUAAAUGUUGUGAUUCUCACUGCAAUUUACACAUCGUCAGUUUCUUAUUUAUUGUCCCCUUCGUACAGGAAUGUGUAAGAUACCAUGUUGAUGAUGACUGAAUUAUCAGAUACAGAAAAACUGAGGAAACCAGCAUGUCAGCCAUGUUCAAUAAGAGGGAAAUUAAUGGACCUGUAAUAUGUGAGGUCUGGUUUUGACCAUGAAGUGACACUGUCAACAACAAUCAUUUCAGCACUCUUAUGUGCUGGCAAAUACCUUGUCUUUUUUGGGUAGAGCAUUUGGUUAGAGAGAGAGAGACUGUUUUUGCAUACUCAGUUAUUCCCAUCGUUGGUUUUAUUGCCUCAUUUUAUAGUUGCUAUGUGUAUAGUUCUAAAAAUAUGUUCCUACAAAAUUCCUGUACAGAAAAGAUGUUCUAAAAAUCUAAAAAUUCAAAGUGACUGAUGAGGUUGCAGGUUUUAUCUUUUGAUAAAAAGGAGAAACUUUUGGCUUUGAUAUGACAAGAGUCCCAGUUCAUAAACAGAAUGUAUUGUUUGGUAAUGUAACAGUUUGAUUUUGUAAAUGAUGCACUUAUGCAUUUGUAAACUAUUCCCAUGCACAGUGAACCAUACACUCUGAAGGCCAGUGGAAGUUUAUAAAGUAUGUGAGCCUGUACUGUGAAAUGUGAUAAAUGUUAAUGGGACAGUUUUGUCACAGAGCAAAACCAGAGAUUUAUCAUGAGUACUAUAUAGAUUUUUUUAACAUUUCACAUUACAAGGCAUUAAAGAAAUCACAAAACAUUUUAUUCUUGUUUCCAGCUUAUCAUUACAAAACAUAUAAAACAUAUGGUGUAUUUUGUUGUAAUUUGCUGUGAUUCAUAUUUUUGUGACGAUCACAAAACUUCCGCACAUACGUAUUUGUGUGUGUGUGUGUGUGUGUGUGUGUGUGUGUGUGUGUGGGAGAGAGAGAGAAUUAAAGUGUGCUUGUACACACAAAUUUUGUUUUGUGUAUCUGUUGUAUUAAAGUUAAUUACAGAAAUCACAUGUUUUAAAGUUGUCUCCAGGAUUUAACAACAGUUAUUAAUUCAUGAGUAAUAAUGAUGUGUAUGUAUUUUACUUCUGAAUUUGUUGAAUGUUUUUAUUGUGUGCAUGCAAGGAUGUAAGAAUUCAACUCGUUUUUGCUUUGUGAGACUGUAAUAAUUGUGUUCUGUAAUGAGGAAGAGUAUUUCUUGCACAUAAUGUCAUUUCUUAGUUUUAAUACCUCCACAGAGCUGUUUACUAACUUUAUAUACAGCUGAUUGAAACCUGAAUGCAUAUUGUCACAUGUUUACUAUGGGCGUUAAAAUACUGCCAUUCUGUAGACUCGUGUCAACUGAAGCUAAUAAAUGUUGACACAUUUACCCAACUAUCCUGUGCCAAAUCACAGAUGACCAUAUAUAUCAGUUACUUUGCAUAACAUAGGAUAAUUCAUACUUGAUUUAAAUUUUUGUAUGCUGUAUUUGCCUAGACCUCAGCUGGUACAAACUAAAUGUUGAAAUGUCUACGUGGUUGCCUAAAAAAAAAGAGACAGAAGGAGAAAGAGAGAGAUAAAUAUAUAUGGGUAAAAGAAUGCAUUUUUAAGGAAUUGAGUGCUGCAGAGGUGAUGUACAUCAGUAAUUUCUUGACUGUUUAUAUGCCACAUCCCUUUUGUAGAGAAGUGAGAUGUACCUAAAUAAUGUGUAAUUGAAGAAAGUUGUCUUUCUCAGGACAUUUCCACAUAAACAGAACUUGUUACAGAAGCAAAACAACAACUAGUGCUGUUAAUCCACUUUCUCGCCAUUGUUGCAUGUUAGAAACCCUACCCCCAGAUCCAGCAGUGUUAUUUUAUAUGUAAAUAAUGUGCAUCAGUGAGAACAUAUACUUUCCCAUUUCUUCCCUCCAGAUUUGAGAAAUAACGGAUCUGAUGGAAAAUGCCUUUUAUAGGAAUCUGAAGUGUCAUGGAAACUAUUAGUAUGUAUAUUGCAUUGAAACCAAAUUUUAAAUGAAUAAAGAGUUGCAACUUGUGCUGUA
Messenger RNA from Schistocerca nitens (vagrant locust), 6975 nucleotides. It is a transcript of the gene wdb, whose product is annotated as serine/threonine-protein phosphatase 2A 56 kDa regulatory subunit epsilon isoform. Gene Ontology annotation, cellular component: protein phosphatase type 2A complex; cytosol; nucleus. Gene Ontology annotation, molecular function: protein phosphatase activator activity. The record is from RefSeq and is a predicted model, not a curated record. The transcript has 11 exons. Lineage: Eukaryota; Metazoa; Arthropoda; Insecta; Orthoptera; Acrididae. Gene Ontology annotation, biological process: protein dephosphorylation; signal transduction. Bases 754 to 2073 code for a protein of 439 amino acids.